UUUUUUUAUCAAUGCCGAUUACACGCAUUAUAGAUUAAAUUUCCGUUUCCUUUCCCACUGUAUCGUUCUCCUUGCUGAGUCCUUAAAUUUCCGUAAGGUAUCCCUACGCACACAUUAAGAUGGGUAGGGAGGACAAAGCAACUUGGAAGUCUAAUUACUUCACUAAACUUGUUCAACUCUUAGAUGACUAUCCAAAAUGUUUUAUCGUGGGAGCGGACAAUGUCGGAUCAAAGCAAAUGCAGCAGAUUCGUAUGUCCUUGCGUGGAAAUGCCGUGGUACUUAUGGGAAAGAAUACUAUGAUGCGUAAAGCUAUUCGUGGUCACAUCGAACGAAAUGCUGCGUUGGAGAAAUUAUUGCCUCAUAUUCGUGGCAAUGUUGGAUUUGUUUUCACGCGAGGUGAUUUGAUAGAGGUACGAGAUAAAUUGUUGGAGAAUAAAGUCAGAGCUCCAGCUAGAGCAGGUGCUAUCGCACCUCUGAGCGUUGUAAUUCCAGCUCAAAAUACUGGUCUUGGUCCAGAAAAAACUUCUUUCUUCCAAGCUUUGAGUAUACCGACAAAAAUUUCCAAGGGUACUAUUGAAAUUAUUAAUGAUGUACAUAUUCUUAAACCUGGUGAUAAAGUAGGUGCUUCUGAAGCAACUCUUUUGAACAUGUUAAAUAUUUCUCCAUUCUCGUAUGGUUUGCUCGUGGAACAAGUUUAUGAUUCUGGCACUAUUUUUGCACCCGAAAUUUUGGAUAUCAAACCUGAAGAUCUUCGUGAGAAGUUCUUAGCUGGUGUUGCAAACUUAGCAUCGGUUUGUUUAGCCAUUGGCUAUCCGACUGUUGCUAGCGCACCACAUAGCAUCGCCAAUGGUUUCAAAAACUUGUUGGCUGUUGCUGCUGUUACUGAUGUCGAAUUCCCUGAAGCUACGACAAUCAAAGAAUACAUUAAGGAUCCUAGCAAGUUUGCAGCUGUUACUGCUACUGUUGCUGCACCAGCUGCUGCUGCAGAAGCUCCUGCUGCAGAAAAGAAAGAAGAAAAGAAAGAGGAAUCUGAUUCCGAGGAUGAUGACAUGGGCUUUGGACUUUUCGAUUAAACAAGACGUUUCGUACUUCUUAUAUUUUAACAACAGAGAUUCUGCUGUUAUUUCUUACGCCUGACGUCCGAAAAAUAAAGUGAACACUUUAUAUAAUAAA
Messenger RNA from Vespula pensylvanica (western yellowjacket), 1173 nucleotides. RefSeq names its product 60S acidic ribosomal protein P0 (gene RpLP0). Bases 120 to 1073 code for a protein of 317 amino acids. Gene Ontology annotation, cellular component: cytosolic large ribosomal subunit. Gene Ontology annotation, molecular function: large ribosomal subunit rRNA binding; structural constituent of ribosome. The record is from RefSeq and is a predicted model, not a curated record. Gene Ontology annotation, biological process: ribosomal large subunit assembly; cytoplasmic translation; ribosome biogenesis. The transcript has 5 exons. NCBI's taxonomy places the organism in Eukaryota, Metazoa, Arthropoda, Insecta, Hymenoptera, Vespidae.